AGGUCCUUUGUCUUCUCAAGGCCUUCUUGUGCGGCAUGGGUCCUCCGACGAGCAUGUGACACCUUCAGCCGGCCAUGCCAGUCAUGGGACGAGAGGAUGGCUUUGCCGCCUUCCUGGCGCUGCGGAAGGCGCCGCCCAGUCGAAGCAGGCAGAGUGCUUUGGAGCGCUUGGAGGGCCUCCGCAGCCUGGGAGCCGAGGGCGAGCCUGAAGUCGUUGAGGUGGACCGCUUGGCCAAAGAUGCCGAGGAGGCGCCCCUGGAGGAGAACCCGUUCGCCUCCUUCCUGAGCCUUCGCCCACCAAAGCCCGCCGAGCAGCAAGAGCUACAGCUUGAGCAACAUUUGCGGCAAGAUGUACUGAAGAUGAAGAAGCAACUGCUGGAGGUGGCCCUAAACCUCGAGCUUCAGGCCAUCGACCCAGAGACCCCUGAAGAGACGGCGCUCCGUUUGCGGAGGCUGCAGAAAGCACAUAGAUACUUGCUCCAUCCUGAGCGCACGGCCGACGCCUUGAGUGGCAGCGAGGAUGAAGACAGCAACUUGCAGAGCAAGAUCGUUGCGCAAAGCCCCUCACACGCCAAGCUGUUGCACAGGCUGGAGAACGACCAGCGCCGCUGGAGCAUGGGCAUGAUGCGGAGGCAAGCCCCCCCCAACGUCUUCACGCCCACAGAGUCGCGGCCGACCACCGUCUACCAGGAUGAGAUCGCCUUCGGCCAGAAAGAGAAGAGAUCGGGGCUCGGAAGCAGGGCGAGCCGCAAGAAGGAGCAGCAGAGUGCGUCUGCGCCGAACCUUGCAGAACAGAGGCCGUUGCCGCCCCUGUGCAAACAAAAGCCUUCGUUUCGGACGUGGGAGGGAGACCUGGUGAUUGAUGAGAAGUCCCUGGCGCCACUGACUGGCUGGUAUUGGAAGACAAGGAGUUGGAAUAUCCAUAUCUCUGGGAAGGACCUCCGGGCAAGCCGGCGCAUCCCGGAGAUGGCGGCAGGUGGGGUGGUCUUUGGCAACGGACUUUUGCCACUCUUCAGCGGGAGCCACUUGCUGAGCACAGGCUACUUCUAUGCCUUCAAGGUGGACGCGGUCGAUGAGGAACACUUCCCGCUCGAAGGCUUGCGCGACUUGUCCUUGGCCUUUGGUGUGACGUUCCUGCCGGGCGGGCACAGGCUUUGCAAGAAGCCCAUGUACGCCUAUGAGAUCCCAGGAAGCAUCCUCAUUGGGUAUGGCCAGCACAUGGUGGAUAGUGGGGAGUGGUUCACACACAAGGCCUGGGAUCCCAAGACCCUCGACGUGGGGGAUGUGGUGGGGCUUUUGGUGAGCCCUCACGGUGACUUGGUGGUUUAUGUGAACGGCAUGCAGGUGCUGCGAGCGGCGACCAGUUUGACCAAGGGGAAUCGACAUGAACCACAUCCCCGACGUAAGGCCCUGGGGCCCCGACGAACGCUCUUCCCUCUCAUUGAUUUGCACGGCCGAGUGACGGAGGUGACCUUGUUGCACGGUGCCAGUGCACCCAAUGUGAUGGUGGCAUGUCAGGUGCCACCAUCAGAACGGCAUGGACAUCCAGGUGCAUCUCUUGCCGCAUGGAGCGCAGCCAAGACUGCCAAUUGGUCCUCAAGUCGUGCGGUCCCCACGCCCACGCGGGCGGUGUCCACCGUCCCCGAGGCCCGGAACAACGUCCACGAGAAAGAGCUGAAUCCCCUGGGUGUGAAGGGCAAGAAGGCCUUCCCGAUCCCCGGUCGGAGCCUGCCCGGACUGAGCAAGGUGCAACCGGAGCUGGACGACUCCCUUCCUCAUCUGAAAGACUUCUGAUUCUGGCCUGGGAUGGAGGAGCGUCAUGGAGUCUGGAAAGACUUCUGAAUAUGGUGAUCCUCAGAUGGAU
Messenger RNA from Durusdinium trenchii, 1863 nucleotides. NCBI's taxonomy places the organism in Eukaryota, Dinophyceae, Suessiales, Symbiodiniaceae. The record is from the annotation of a GenBank genome assembly.